UUACACGUGGGAAGCGAUUGAUGCGGACAAACAUGUGCUUUAUAAAAUAAACCUCUGUUUUGGUGUUGAAGAGUGUGGAAGAUCAAGUGCAGUCUGUGCAUAUGACAUCAAUAAGAAGGCCUAUUGGUCUGUAGGUGACUUAAAUUUGCAAAAACUUUCUAAAACUCUUCUGGAAUUCAACACUACGCAAAACUGCUUGCAACAAGGCAAUCAGCACCAAAUUCAGAGCAAUAUUAACUUCCUGUGUGGGAAAACACUGGGUACCCCUGAAUUUGUAACAGCAACAGAGUGUGUGCACUAUUUUGAAUGGAGGACCUUUGUGGCUUGCAAGAAGAACUUGUUUAAACCUGUGAAAGAGGUCCCUUGCUAUGUGUUUGAUGAAGAUUUGAGGAAACAUGACUUGAAUCCUCUCAUCCAAGUUUCAGGACAGUACUUGGUGGAUGAUUCUGAUGAUGAUGAUUCCUUGUUCAUAAACGUCUGUAGGGACCUAGGAAGUUCAAGUGGAUCAAGUGAAGAGACCAAAAACUGCCCUGCUGGCAGUGCUGCUUGCUUGAUACACAAAGGUCAGGCAUAUGAUGUUGGCCAUCCAGAGGAACAGCUGAAACUUCAUAACAAAGAUAGGCUGGUAUUGAGUUAUGAGAGAAUAUACGGUGAUGAACAAAAGCCAGACUUCUGCCUAGGCCAUAACCCAGCAGUGACGAUCACUUUUGUUUGCCCAUCAAAGAGAGGAGAAGAGAGUGCAGGUCCCAAACUCACAGCAAAAACAAAUUGCCGGUAUGAAAUUGAGUGGGUUACUGAGUAUGCCUGUCACAGAGAUUACCUGGAGAGUAAGAGCUGUCUUCUGACUAACGAGCAACAUGAUAUCUCCAUUGAUUUAAGACCACUUACUCAACUUCCAGAUUAUGUCACGCCAUACUUGGCCAAAGAUGACAAAGAGGAGUAUUACUAUUACUUGAAUAUAUGUGGGAAAACCACUGCAGGUAACUGCAAGGACAGCACAGGAUACACUUCAUCUUGCCAAGUAAAACCUUCGAAUAACCAGCAAAAAGUGGCAGGAAGAUUUGAGAACCAAACCCUGAGGUAUUCUGAUGGGGAUCUCACUUUAAUUUAUCCGAAUGGGGAUGCAUGUAGUUCUGGCUUUCAGAGGAUGACUGUCAUAAACUUUGAGUGCAAUGAAACAGCAGGUAAUGAUGGUAGAGGAACUCCAGUGUUUACUGGUGAAGUGGACUGCACCUAUUUUUUUACUUGGGAUACAAAAUAUGCAUGUGUUAAAGAGAAAGAAGAUCUCAUUUGCAGAGUCACCGAUAAGAGAAAACACUAUGACUUGUCACCUCUGAUCCGCAGUUCAGAAUUAGCCCAGAACUGGGAAGCUGUGGACAGUAGCUUUUCGGAGGUAGGGAGGAAGCAUUAUUACAUCAAUGUCUGCCAUAAAGUGCUAAAGAGAGGAGGAGCUUCCAGCUGUCCAGAUGAUGCUGCUAUUUGCUCUGUAGAUAAACAAAACAAGAGUAGGAAUCUUGGAACAUUUGUAUCUUCUCCUAAAAAGGUUGGAGAAAACAUUCAACUUACCUAUUCAAAUGGAGACAGCUGUGGUGUUAACAAAAAAAUCAAGACUGUCAUCACUCUAGUGUGCAGACCAGGUGAUCUAGAAAGUGCUCCAGUCUUGAUGUCUGAGGGUGUAUGUUCAUAUGCAUUUGAUUGGUAUACUGCUGCUGCGUGUGUCCUGUCUAAAACUGAAGGAGGUAACUGUCAAGUCUCCGAUCCUCAGGCAGGCUUCUCUUUUGAUUUAUCACCUCUGGCCAAGAAAACUGGGCACUAUAUAGUUAAUACUACCGAAUACUUGUUUUACAUAAACAUCUGUGGCAGUGUGACAGAUGAGUUGUGUCACACAAAAUCAGCAGCAUGCCAAGUAACACAAAGUAAGGAUCAGUUUUGGAAUCUUGGAUUGCCCAGUUCCAAACUUUCGUAUUAUGAUGGCCUGAUUCAGUUGACGUACAGAAAUGGUACAGCGUACAAUGAUGAGAAGAAAACACAGCGAUCUACCCUUAUAACUUUCCUGUGUGACCGUCAGGCUGGAAUAGGUCAGCCUGAGUAUCAGAUAGAAGAUAACUAUACCUACAACUUCAGGUGGUACACUGAAUAUGCUUGUCCUGAAGUGCCGCUGGAAUGUGUUGUGACUGAUCCCAACACCAUGGACCAAUAUGACUUGUCAAGCUUAGCAAAAUCUGAGAAGAGAGGUGAAAACUGGUACGCCAUGGAUAAUUCAAGGCCAAGUGAGUGCAAGAAGUACUACAUAAAUGUUUGUCGACCACUGAUUGCUGUCCCAGGAUGUGACCGGCGAGCAUCUGUCUGUCAGAUGGAAUAUAGGCAUGAUGAUAUUUCUUACUCUGAAGUCACCUCUAUUAGUAAUCUUGGUGUUGCCAGCAAAGAACUAGUAGUUGAAAGACCUGGACACAUUUUUCUAACCUAUGCAAAUGGCUCUGUGUGCAUUGAUGCUGAUGGAAGGAAAACUACUUAUACCACCACCAUCCACUUCAUCUGUUCCAGAGGCACUCUUAGUAGCAGCCCACGGUUUAUAGCCAUUCAGGAAUGUGUGGUCACGUUCUUAUGGGAAACUGAGGCUGCUUGUCCCAUCAAGGAAACAAAAGAUGAUUCUCAGUCCUGCUCUGUGAGAGAUCCAAACACUGGCUUUCUGUUCAAUCUGCAGCCACUGGCUUCUGAAAAAGGCUAUAUGGCUACUGGCAUUGGGAAGAAGUUCUUGCUAAACAUCUGUGGGCCCAUGCCAGACUGUGGUAAAAUCAAUGACAAAAUAGCUGCUGGAUGUGAAGCAGAAAAUCUGACAUCGGUGAGGCUGGUGGAAUUGGACAAAACCCUGUAUCUUUCUGGUGAAGGGUUUCUAACUCUUACCUACAGAGGUCCUCUUCAUGUCCAAUCAGGAACAUCAGACACAUUCGUGGUGACUUUCAUUUGUAAUGAUUCAUAUCCUGGAGAGCUUAAGUUUGUGCGUGAAGAGAUAAACAGCAUGCUGAACAUCCAUGAUACUUUUUUUGAGUUUCACACAGCUCUGGCCUGUGCUCCUGCUCCUGUAGACUGCCAGGUUACAGAUGCUGCUGGCAAUGAGUAUGACUUAAGUGACUUGAGCAAAGAGAGGGAGCCAUGGGUUGCUAUAGACACUUCAAAGGAAGCAGAGAAGCGAACGUUUUUCUUGAAUGUCUGCAAGCCUCUGCCCUAUGUGCAUGGAUGCCCUGGUGGUGUUGUAGGAUCUUGUGUGAAAUACGCUGAUAAAGGCAGAAACCUUGGAGUCAUUCAGAUGAACCCACAGGCUGCUACUGACGGGUCAUUAAGCAUUAUCUACUUGAAUGGUGACGCAUGCAAAGAUAAACAGCGUUAUUCUACACGUAUAAUCUUCCAGUGCGAUCAAACAAUGGGAUCACCAGUGCUCGAGCAAGAGGAUGACUGUGAGUUUGUAUUUGUUUGGAGAACCUUGGCAGCAUGUCCUGUUCAUAAAGCAGAAGGAGAAGAUUGCCAGGUGAAAGACCCAAGGUAUGGUCAUGUUUAUAACCUGAAGCCACUUUCCAAUAAAGACAUAAAAGUGAGUACAGAUGAGUAUGACUACUACUUCAGAGUUUGUGGAGAAAUAACACAACCUUGCAAACCAGACACUCGCGGUGUGUCGUCGUGUCAAGUAAAGAAGAUGGACAGUACUUUCAGAAAAGUAUCAGGCUUGCUUACAGAAAAACUGACUUUCAAAAAUGGUUUAAUAAUGAUUAAUUACACCAGUGGAGAAAAAUGUCAUAAAAUAUACGAACGAUCAACUGCCAUAUUAUUCUAUUGUGAUAAAGCUACAUCCGAGCCUGUAUUUCUGAAGGAAACUCCAGAUUGCACCUACAUGUUUGAAUGGCAUACUCAGUAUGCUUGCCCUCCUGUUAAAUCUACUGAGUGCUCCUACAAGGAUGCUGAAGGAAACUUCUAUGACUUUUCAUCUCUGACACGGCAUAGAGAGAACUGGGAGGCAAUUGCUGUGUCUGCUUCUACACAGAAAUACUAUGUUAAUGUCUGCAAGCCCUUAGUACCAUAUGGUGCUGCACGUUCCUGUCCUUCUGACGCUGCUGCCUCCCUCAUGGAGGGUGCAAAAUGUACAAGUCUUGGGGAAGUGGCUGAUGGUCCCCGAUGGGAAAAUGGCAUUUCUAUUCUGAAAUAUAUUAACGGGGAACAGUGUCCAGAUAAAAUUCGCAAGAAAACAACAAUACUGCGCCUCAAGUGUGAUGAAAACAAAAUUGGAUCGAAACCAGAACUUAUAACGGCCAUUGAAGAUUGUGAAUAUACAUUCUUAUGGUUCACUGCUGCUGCAUGUCCUCUUAAAAGCAACGUGCAAGAUGACUGCCGGGUAACCAAUCCUGCAACAGGCCACUUCUUUGAUUUGACAUCACUAAAGCGAGAGUCUGGCUAUGUCAUCAGUGAUUCACACAACAGAAAAAUUGAGUUGAAUGUUUGUGCUGAAGCUAAAAGUUCGUGUGCUAAUGGAGCUGGUAAGCAUCUUAUCCCCUCUGAUGCU
Molecule: messenger RNA, 4552 nt
Organism: Pterocles gutturalis (yellow-throated sandgrouse)
Lineage: Eukaryota; Metazoa; Chordata; Aves; Pterocliformes; Pteroclidae
Gene: IGF2R
Product: insulin-like growth factor 2 receptor
Exons: 32
Biological process (GO): lysosomal transport
Cellular component (GO): trans-Golgi network
Molecular function (GO): signaling receptor activity; D-mannose binding
Source: RefSeq, a predicted model, not a curated record